AUGGACCACAGGAGAGGAGGGACUGCGGCACCGGACGAGCCCUAUGAUGCCAUCCGUGCGGGGUCAAUUGACGGCACCGACCCGGAGCCACACGACCACGCCAUCCUGCAUGAUCCGUCGCAGGACCCACAAAUCAGGGGCUCGGCUCGCCGCACUGUGUUCGUAGGGCGGCUCGACUUUGUGACAAACGAGGAGACGCUGCGGACCACGUUCGAGCGCUUCGGCCCCAUACGCCACCUGCGCCUGGUGCGCGACAUCGUGACGGGCAAGUCCAAAGGCUAUGCCUUCGUCGAGUACGAACACGAGAGCGACGCACACGCGGCCUACCGGGACAUGCACGGUAAGGACAUAGAUCAGGCCCGCGUGCUGGUGGAGAUGGAGCGAGAGAGGACCAUGGCAGGCUGGGUUCCGCGGCGCCUCGGCGGCGGGCUCGGGGGCAAGAAGGAGUCGGGGCAGAUACGCUUCGGCGGGCGAGACCGACCAUGGCGCCAGCCCCUCCGUUUCAAUCAGCUAGCGCAGCAGAGAGGCGGAAUGUCGGGCGAACGCGGCGGCAGGCAGGCCGAGAGGGAGGCGUCGGAGGACCUUGCGCAUAGGCAGCGCGACAGGGGCCAGGAGGCGGAGGGAGGUGACCGGCGACAGCGGGAGGAACAACGCGGGCUCGAGCGGCGCGACAGCGGCAGAGGAGAGGGCGACCAUGCAGGAAGGCGAGGCCGAAGGGAGGACCCUGAGCACGAACGCAAGCGAGAACGAAGGGGGAGGGAUGACCGCGAAGACGAAAGGCGGCAAAGGGACCACGCGAGUCGGGACAGAGACAGAAGAAGCACCGACAGCGCAAGAGAUCACAAACGUUCCCGACGCGAUACAUAG
Messenger RNA from Acanthamoeba castellanii str. Neff, 867 nucleotides. Its product is annotated as RNA recognition motif domain containing protein. Gene Ontology annotation, molecular function: mRNA binding; snRNA binding. The transcript is spliced from 6 exons. The coding region runs from base 1 to 867 and encodes 288 amino acids. Lineage: Eukaryota; Discosea; Longamoebia; Acanthamoebidae. Gene Ontology annotation, cellular component: precatalytic spliceosome; U12-type spliceosomal complex. The record is from RefSeq and is a predicted model, not a curated record. Gene Ontology annotation, biological process: mRNA splicing, via spliceosome.